Molecule: messenger RNA, 1958 nt
Organism: Sinocyclocheilus rhinocerous
Lineage: Eukaryota; Metazoa; Chordata; Actinopteri; Cypriniformes; Cyprinidae
Product: SH3 domain-containing YSC84-like protein 1
Exons: 10
Coding region: 177-1190 (337 amino acids)
Biological process (GO): regulation of ruffle assembly
Cellular component (GO): ruffle membrane
Molecular function (GO): protein binding; phosphatidylinositol binding
Source: RefSeq, a predicted model, not a curated record
GGCUUUAUUUCCUUACGCGUCCUUUAAGACUAAAGUAAACAGGUUUGGCAGGUGUAUCGGAAGUGUACACCAUCGCUUUUAACUUCUCUUACCUGCACCAGGUGAGACAGCAUAAAAGUCAACUUGAAACUUCGAGAAGUCUCCGGUCCUGGCGAAUAAAGACCGUUUUUGAUAAAAUGAAUAACCCUAUUCCUGCUAACCUAAAGUCUGAGGCCAAGAAGGCCGGCAAGAUCCUCAGAGAGUUCACAGAAAUAUCCAACAGAAUGGGGCCUGACAAACUUAUUCCAGCCCAUGUCAUUGCCAAGGCUCAGGGACUGGCCAUCCUGUCAGUCUUCAAAGCGGGUUUCAUGAUCACUGCGAGGGGCGGCAGUGGGAUAGUGAUCGCAAGACUCGCUGAUGGAAGAUGGUCUGCUCCUUCAGCCAUUGGCAUUGCUGGACUUGGUGGAGGAUUUGAAAUUGGCCUGGAGGCAUCAGAUUUUGUCAUCAUCCUGAAUCAGAGGAGAGCUGUGGAUGCUUUUAGUAAAGGGGGCAAUCUUACACUUGGAGGAAACUGCACUGUGGCUGUUGGGCCUCUUGGCAGGAAUUUGGAGGCAGAUGUGGCGUUUCGCAGUACAGCGGCUGUCUACUCAUACUGCAAAUCUCGUGGCCUUUAUGCUGGAGUGUCUCUUGUUGGUUCUUACCUCAUCGAACGCAAAGAAACCAACCGAAAGUUUUAUGGCCAAGACAUUCGUGCUUCUGCUAUUCUCAAUGGAGAUGUGGAACCCCCACCAGAAGCAUAUGAUUUGUACACCAUUUUGCAGGACUACACAGAGAAAUACACCACCGACUGGCAGAACAAACACAUGCAAGCCUCAAGCAAGAUGAGUUCAGCACCAGCUAGACCAAGGCCUCCCUCACAGAGAGCUGCCUCCUCUUACAUACCCAAGGCACAAGCUUCUGCAGCUGUGAAGCCAGUUCUAUAUCCAAGCUUAGACAACUGGGAUACCGAAAGCUCAGAUCAAGCAUCAGGUGGCACUUUAGUGGUCACAGCAGUGCAUCCGUUCACCGGUCAGCAGCCUGGAGAUCUGAGCUUUGUUGCAGGAGAUCGCAUCAAUGUUAUCACCAAAACCGACUCGCAGUAUGACUGGUGGGAAGGAGAACUAAGAGGGCAGGUUGGGAUCUUCCCAGCUAAUUUUGUGUCCUAUAGCUGAAAGUGCUAAAAACGGCCAUAAAAAUCGCAAAUUGGUGACAAAUGAUGUCUGGCAUUGAAGGGUCCUUUUCUUUUGCACAGUUUGAAAUGACGUUUAUGAUGAAGGUGUAUAUUUUUAGGAGCACUUGGGGUCAGUGUUCCUCUUAAAGGCUGUAUUAAGGGAUGACAAGGGGUGUGUUUUCAAUGUUACUGGCAUUGGUGAAAUAUUUUCUUUUCAUUUUGGCCGUUCAGUUAUCGGUAUGUGGGUUGACUACUAAAGGGUUCCCGUUUUAUUAGUUAUCAGUCCAUUUUUAGUUAUGCUAUGGUUUAGAAACAAACUAGAAUACAAUUAUGCUUUUUUAUGCGUACACGAAGACACAGAGUGACACUGUGGUAUUUUAAGUAAAGUUGCUCCAGGUAUUUGAAAUAUGAUAGCACAGUAGUUCGCCAUCUGCAAAAACACAGUGGCACACGGCUUCUUGGUGUGCCAUUUUUUUUUUCUCUGAUAAUAACUGCACAGCUGUUACAAACAAAUGUUAAUACAAAUGAUAAGCUACAUUGUUUAAAACAAGCCUUAUUUAUGGUUUUAUGAACUAUUAACUUUUAUUUAACCUCACAUCUGUCUUGUACUGUUGCUCUGAAAAAAAAAUGGAAAAUGGUGGUUUUUUUUAAGGAAGUGUUUGAAUGCUCUCUUUGCUUUCAUUUAUUGCUGUUUGCACACAUGAAUGAUUGUUUUCCUACUGGUUUUAAAUGAAAUGUAUAUCAGUUCUAAUAAAGAUUAUUUCCUACA